GAGAACUUAAAAAAAAAUCCUUUUGUCAGGGAUAACCAUGAUAAUGACUAGGGCUUUGCGAAAUCCCAGAAUUUAAUUCUUAGCGAGGCUUGAUUUAAAGAGGUGAAGCUUUCUCUUGCGUGCAGCGUAAGAAUAAUGCGAGGAAGAUGGAGGUGAGAGAGGGAGGGGAUGUAGAAGUGGCGAGUGAUGAAGAUGGUUUCAGAGGAGCAUGGUUCAGUGCGAAAGUGGUGAAGAAGGAGAAGGGGCAUGUGGUGGUCGAGUACAGGGAGCUCAGGAGCGACAAGGACGAGAGCAAGGCCCUGAGGGAGAAGGUGGCGCUGCGCCAUUUGAGGCCCCCUCCCCCCUCUUUCUCUCCCCCUCCCCUCCAUUAUGCUCUCUACCAGGAAGUCGAUGCCUACGACAAUGAUGGAUGGUGGGUCGGUGUGGUCACCAAGCUACUUGCUGACAACUACUAUCUCGUCUACUUCAUGCAGACCAAUGAGGAGAUUCAAUUUCAUCACUCUCAGCUGCGUCCCCAUUUCGAUUUCUUAGAUAACAAAUGGUUUCAACCUUCCGAGGCACUGGCAGGUAGCCAUUCCUUGGAAGAGGAUGAGGAUCUAGAGAAUGACAAUGGCACUAUCAUGCCUUACAUUUUAUGUCAGCCUACAGGGACAAGGGAACUUCCAUUUCAGAAAGUAGACGAUAACAUUUCAGAACCUGUCAGAAGAUCUUUGAGGAAUACUAUGAUCAAGAGGACAGGAGAAACCAAAGGCCAUUUGGCUAAUAUUUCACCUUCUAGUAUGAAAAAGGCUAGGAAAGAUGUAGUAGAUCUAGAAACCACAGAGCUCUCGUUUCAGAAGAAUGGGAAUCAGGAAUGCCAUCAGAUUUCUGCAUCGCCUUCUUUUGAUAAAGGAGUUGAUACGAGAAGUUUACAUUAUCAUCAUGAAGCAAUAAAUCAUCAGAAAUCAUUUGAGGGGGAAAAAACAAAGAGGUCAGGACUAAGAAAAUCCCAGAGGAAAAAUGACAGCUAUUUGAAUAAUGUCUCAACUGGUGAAUGGAAAGAUGAGGAUACACAUGGUACAGGUGCAACCGAUGUUGAAAUCCCUGGAAAUGUAAUUGCAGAGAAGGGACGGCAGAAGAGUUGCCUCAAAACAAGCCCAUCCAAAGUAAUUAAUGCUACAGGCUUGAAGGCACACAAUGAAGUUAAUCCAAAUAAAAAUGUUGUUAAUGUGGAACCACUUAAUCUAAGUCGCAACAAUAUAUCUUCAUGCUCUUUGGAAACAAGGAAACCACACCAAAAGAAUAUGCUAAAUGAAGCAUAUACCGCAAUGUUAGACAAAGACAUUGUAAUUGAAAACACAAAUUCAUGCACACCUUCAGGGUCCCCUGGUGAAGGGGAAAAGACAUUUACAGUCACUAUUCCCCACCUGGAAUAUGUUGGGUACAUUAAAGCUGAUCAAGGGAAUUCUGGUAGCUUACAUGGGAGGGCAUCAUUGAGAGAAUUGAAACUAUUGGCGUAUCAUUCUGUGCUCCAAGCAUUAUACCUUCAGGGCACUCAUAAUUGGAAUCAUGAAUUUCUCCUCACAAAUCUUCGUGAAGCUCUCAGUAUUAGCAAUGAGGAGCAUUCGACAGCGUUGAGACGUUUAACAACUGCAAAUUAUGACUGAACUUGAUCUAUCAUGUUUUUAGUAACAGUUCGAAACAUAUUUGAGAGGAUGCGAGUUUUUUGAAUCUAGAUUGUUUUAAUGAUAUGGAUAUAAUUGAAUGACAUAAGCAGAUGAUGCUGCCUACUGGAAAAUUUUGUGGUCUGUUCUGAUCAGAAGUAACAAAGCACAUAGGUCUUUUCAAAUCAAGUCAAUGUAAAUCUGCAAGUGCUUUAAAAAAUUCUCACCAUCUAAAGCUCUUGAGAUGGUUUUUUGGUAUGUCGAAGACAACUUGAACUGAUUGUGUUCAGCAUAAGAGCUUUAUAUUAUAUUCUAUAAUACGUACUAAAAGUUAAGGGAUUAUUUUGUCUCAUUCA
Molecule: messenger RNA, 1999 nt
Organism: Cryptomeria japonica (Japanese cedar)
Lineage: Eukaryota; Viridiplantae; Streptophyta; Pinopsida; Cupressales; Cupressaceae
Exons: 2
Coding region: 147-1646 (499 amino acids)
Source: RefSeq, a predicted model, not a curated record